AUGGCACCCUCUGCUGUAUCGAUUGAGGCUUGCGAGCCUAUCUUGCCUACCAAAACUUAUCUUAGCAAGAUGAACGGCAUCAAGUCAGCUGUGAACGGCUCGGUGAAAGAAGUUGCUGCAUAUCUGGACGACACAUAUACAAUCACAGAACAGCCGAUUGGUACUAGGCGACCAAUUCGCGUAGCAUGUCUCGGCGCUGGCUACUCUGGUCUGAUGAUGGCCAUCAUUUUCAGCCAGAAGAUGCAGAACAAGAAUGCCGAACUUGUGAUAUACGAACGUAACGCUGAUAUUGGAGGCACCUGGUUGGAAAAUCGGUACCCUGGCUGCAAGUGCGACAUCCCAGCGCAUAAUUAUGCAUACAGCUUCGCGCCGAAGGAGGAUUGGCCCAACUAUUACGCCACAUCCCAGCAGAUUCAUGGGUACAUGCAUGAGGUUGCCGCGAAGUACGACUGCAUGAAAUAUGUGAAGCUGCAGCACUCGAUCCAGGGCGCGCGCUGGAACGAAAGCAAGUCCAAGUGGGACUUGACGGUGAAGGGCAGCGAUGGCAGCUCCUUUCCAGAUGAAGUUGAUGUUUUCAUCAACGCAGGAGGUGUCCUCAACAACUGGAAGUGGCCCAACAUCAAGGGUAUUUCGGAUUACAAGGGCGCACUCCUGCAUUCCGCAAAAUGGGAUGAAUCAUAUGACUUCACUGGCAAGAAGGUGGCCGUCAUUGGCAUCGGUUCCAGUGGCAUCCAGAUCGUGCCCCAGCUGGCCAAGGUUGUAGGUGCGAUGGACUGCUACGUCAAAUCACGCACUUGGAUUUCGCCAGCGCCUGGUAUCAACGAGCCGACGGACCAGGACCCAGAAAUGGAUUCUGAUUACAACUUCACAGCCGCGACGCUCGAGCUGUUCAAAGACCCGGAAAUCCUUCGGAGCUACCGUGCCGCAAUAAUGGAUCGAAGAAUCGAUAACUUCAAGCGAGCCAUGGCCGACAGCGAUCUGCAGAAAAAGGCACAGGAGAUGUUCCGAAAGAGUAUGCUCGAACGCCUAGGCGACACAGAGAAAGGCCGCCGAGCGGCUGAACUGCUGCUUCCAGACUUUCCUGUCGGCUGUCGAAGACAAACUCCGGGACCUGGAUUCCUUGAGGCUCUCGGCAAGGAUAACGUCAACCUGCACUGGGAUGACAUUGAUGGUAUCACAGACAAAGGUAUCCGCAGUCGUUCUGGAGAAGAGCGUGACUACGAUGUGAUCGUCUGUGCCACAGGCUUCGACACGACUUUCAAGCCAGCUUUCCCCUUGGUGGGCCGCAAUGGAGUCAACUUGGCCGAGAGAUGGGAAGCAGACAGGCCCAAAGCGUACUUCGGCAUAGCUGUGCCUGAUAUGCCCAACUAUUUCUGCUUCGUCGGCCCUAACAGCCCCAUAAGCAACGGGUCCCUUGUCAUGGGCAUUCAGAACACAGCAAUAUACAUAUACAAAUGGCUUGAGAAGCUCCAAACGGAAAGCCUGAGCAGUUUCGCGGUACAUCAGGACGUCAAUGAGGAAUACAACCAGCACAUCCAGCGCACCAUCGACGGUCCGGUAGUCGCAAUCUAUGGCGGUACCACUUUCCACUUUAUGGAAGCGCUGAAGAAUCCCCGUUGGGAAGACUUCGACCUCAAGCGUCAACCUGAGGCCAAGUCCAACAGAUUCGAGUACCUCGGCAAUGGGUUCACUUGGAGGGAGACCAAGUCACAGUCCGUCGGCGCGACGCAGACCGUGAAUCUUGACGACUAUUGGAAUUUGUUUGUGCUGCCACAAAUCCAUGACUGA
Messenger RNA from Cyphellophora attinorum, 1788 nucleotides. RefSeq names its product putative sterigmatocystin biosynthesis monooxygenase stcW. NCBI's taxonomy places the organism in Eukaryota, Fungi, Ascomycota, Eurotiomycetes, Chaetothyriales, Cyphellophoraceae. The transcript is spliced from 3 exons. Bases 1 to 1788 code for a protein of 595 amino acids. Gene Ontology annotation, molecular function: NADP binding; flavin adenine dinucleotide binding; N,N-dimethylaniline monooxygenase activity. The record is from RefSeq and is a predicted model, not a curated record.